AUGAAGGAGACACCGCUCUCAAAUUGUGAGCGCCGCUUUCUGCUCCGAGCUAUCGAAGAGAAGAAGCGGCUGGAUGGCAGACAGACCUAUGAUUAUAGGAAUAUCAAGAUCUCGUUUGGAACAGAUUAUGGCUGUUGUAUUGUGGAACUUGGAAAAACAAGAGUUCUUGGACAGGUUUCCUGUGAACUUGUUUCUCCAAAACCCAAUAGGGCAACAGAAGGUAUUCUUUUUUUUAACCUUGAAUUAUCACAGAUGGCUGCCCCAGCUUUUGAACCUGGCAGGCAGUCAGAUCUCUUGGUGAAGUUGAACCGACUCUUGGAAAGAUGUCUAAGAAAUUCGAAGUGUAUAGACACUGAAUCUCUCUGUGUUGUUGCUGGCGAAAAGGUUUGGCAAAUACGUGUGGACCUGCAUUUGUUAAAUCAUGAUGGAAAUAUUAUUGAUGCUGCCAGCAUUGCUGCAAUUGUGGCUUUAUGUCACUUCCGAAGACCUGAUGUAUCAGUCCAAGGGGAUGAAGUAACGCUGUAUACACCUGAAGAGCGUGAUCCUGUGCCAUUGAGCAUCCACCACAUGCCCAUUUGUGUCAGUUUUGCCUUCUUCCAGCAAGGAACGUAUUUAUUGGUGGAUCCCAAUGAACGUGAAGAACGUGUAAUGGAUGGCUUGCUGGUGAUUGCCAUGAACAAACAUCGAGAGAUUUGUACCAUCCAGUCCAGUGGUGGGAUAAUGCUGCUAAAAGAUCAAGUUUUGAGAUGCAGUAAAAUAGCUGGUGUGAAAGUAGCAGAAAUCACCGAACUAAUACAGAAAGCUUUAGAGAAUGACCAGAAAGUGAGGAAGGAAGGUGGAAAGUUUGGCUUUGCAGAAUCUAUUGCACAUCAGAGAAUCACAGCAUUUAAAAUGGAAAAAGCCCUGAUUGACACCUCUGAUGCAGGGGAGAAAGCAGGAGAAAUAAUUGCUGAAGCUGAACCUCCUUCAGAAGUUGUUUGUAACCCUGUGUUAUGGACUCCUGGAACUGCCCAAGUUGGAGAGGGCACAGAAAAUGCCUGGGGUGAUCUUGAAGAUUCUGAGAAGGAAGAUGAGGACCAAGAUGGCAGUGAUGAAGCUAUCAUUCUUGAUAAUAUGAAAAUGGACACUGGAGUAGAACUCUCUGAUACUGGAAACCAAGAUGCCACUAUAGUACUCUCAGAUAGUGAAGAAGAAGAAAUGAUUAUCUUAGAACCAGACAAGUCUCCAAAGAAAAUAAGAACACAGACCAUCAGUGCAAAACAGGAAAAAGUACCAAGUAAAAAGCCAAUGAAAAAGAGAAAAAAGAGAGCUGUUAAUUAAGCUAACAUUGUUGUAUACUAUUAAAAGAAUAUUUAUUC
Chrysochloris asiatica (Cape golden mole) is the source of this 1358-nucleotide messenger RNA. RefSeq names its product exosome component 9 (gene EXOSC9). Bases 1 to 1320 code for a protein of 439 amino acids. Gene Ontology annotation, cellular component: nuclear exosome (RNase complex); cytoplasmic exosome (RNase complex). The record is from RefSeq and is a predicted model, not a curated record. The transcript has 12 exons. Gene Ontology annotation, biological process: nuclear mRNA surveillance; U4 snRNA 3'-end processing; TRAMP-dependent tRNA surveillance pathway. NCBI's taxonomy places the organism in Eukaryota, Metazoa, Chordata, Mammalia, Afrosoricida, Chrysochloridae.